Molecule: messenger RNA, 588 nt
Organism: Echinococcus granulosus
Lineage: Eukaryota; Metazoa; Platyhelminthes; Cestoda; Cyclophyllidea; Taeniidae
Product: Transmembrane protein 151B
Exons: 1
Coding region: 1-588 (195 amino acids)
Source: RefSeq, a predicted model, not a curated record
AUGUCGUCGAGGGAUGUGUGUCAGCCCGUCCACUACUCCCUUGCCGCAAUGAUGCUUCUUUUGCUCUACCUCAUCUAUCUCUUUGAAUGCUUCAACUGCCGCACACGACUGGAGCUCGCCACGGCCAUUGAAGUCACCCAAAUCGCCGCCCGCAUCGCUGUGGCAGUAAAGCACGAUCCGAAGUUGUGGUGGUUCUGCCUCUCCUACCACUUUGUUCGGCGUCGAAGUCGCAGAUGCCACUGUCGUCCGAGAUACACAGAAGUUCGCUUCACCGCCGGCACAGAGACCAGCUUGCACAGGGGUGAGACUGCAGCUCUGAGCACAGAAGCGCAUGAUCGGGUUAUUACCUUCGCGAAACAGCACUUCAUCACCGAGACCACCACUUUCAAGUGCGUUUGGUGCGAUAAGUCGCCAAGAAUUAGUUGGGACGAGUGGUGGGACGCCGCAGUCCAUCUGACUUUUGUGAAGGAAUUCAUUUUUGCCAAUGAGGCCACCAGACAACAAUACGAAGGGCAUAAAAAAAGCUUCAUGAAACUACAACAGUCCAAUGAUGACUUUAUAGAGAUAAGGGAAGGUGCGUUUCUCUAG